Malurus melanocephalus (red-backed fairy wren) is the source of this 2778-nucleotide messenger RNA. RefSeq names its product ankyrin repeat and zinc finger peptidyl tRNA hydrolase 1 (gene ANKZF1). NCBI's taxonomy places the organism in Eukaryota, Metazoa, Chordata, Aves, Passeriformes, Maluridae. The coding region runs from base 89 to 2260 and encodes 723 amino acids. Gene Ontology annotation, molecular function: protein binding. The record is from RefSeq and is a predicted model, not a curated record. The transcript is spliced from 15 exons.
CCGGUGGGGCGGGGGUCGGUGCGAUCACCGGCGGGUUCCGUGCCAUAGCAUUACUCAGGCGCUGUCCCAYGUUCUGGGGGCAGGAGCGAUGCCGGAGAGCAGGUCCGUGUUUGAAGCYGCUCAGGACCCUGAGCUCCUGCGCGGGCUGACCCUUGUCACCGGAGCUGCUGCGGAUGCGGGUACUGCCGAGCGGGCACCGGAGAGCCACGGUGCGUGGGGCUCUGCGGGCUGGAGCGGGGCUCUGCGGGUGCGGCGGCAGGAAGAGAAACCUGCAGCACCCAGCUGUGAGGAGAAGGCCAAUGGGGUCACCGAGGUGCCRGAGAGGAUGUGCUGCUUGACCUGCGGGCAGGCGUUUGGGAGCCGGGAGGAGCAGACUGAGCACUACCGUCUUGACUGGCACCGUUUCAACCUGAAGCAGCGACUCCUGGGGCGCCAGACACUGCCUGCAGAAGUGUUUGAGGAGAAAACUCGCACAGGUGAUGUAUCCAGCAUAUCAGGAUCUGACUCGGAUAGCUCUGAUGCGAGCAGUGAGUCAGAGUUGCCACCCUCUGCCAGUGACAGCUGUGAGACCCCCCAGAUUCCCCGCUCCCACAAGGUGCUGCUCCGCAAUGCGAAGGGCCAGUUCAUCUCUGCAUACCGCUGUGUGCUGGGAGCUGGGAAGGGUGGCAUUGAGGAGCCGGUGGAGCUGACAGCAUCACUGCAGAGCCUCAGUGCAAGCACGUGCUGGGUUGUGCUGAUGAUGGGCGGUGGGCACUUCGCAGGUGCAGUGUUCCGGGGCCCACAGGUGCAGGAGCAYAAGACCUUCCACCGCUAUACAGUGCGAGCACGGCGGGGCACAGUGCAGAGCCUUMGGGACGCCCAGGGGUCGGCACCCAGAUCGGCUGGGGCCUCUCUGCGCCGCUACAAUGAGGCUGCGCUGCUCAAGGAUAUUCAGGAUCUUCUGAUAGCCUGGGCACAGCACCUGAAUGAGGCUCAGCGCAUCUUCAUCCGUGCCCCUCGACACAACCGUGCGCUGCUCUUUGGUGGCAGGAACCCACCCCUCACCCGAGGGGACCCUCGCAUCUGCCACAUCCCCCUCAGCACCCGCAGGGCCACCCUGCGAGAGGUGCUGCGAGUSCACACCACACUGGCCAGCCUGCAGGUGUAUGGGAAGGACACACCACUGGAGGAGAUCACUGGGUCCCCCCGGAAGGUCUGGCAGAAGAGACAGCGGAGAGCAGAGGUGGAUCCCCCACAGGAGGACACAACUGCCCCAGAAGAGGAGGAGGAAGAGGAGGAGGAAAGCCUUGCAGGGGAACUGGAGACUGUGGAAGUGACACUGGGGACCUUGGACCUCCGGGAAUUCGAAGUGAUGCCCAAGCGAAACCGCAAAAGGAGGAAGAAGAGGGACAAGAAGGUGGAGAAAGGGCCUUGUGCUGAAGAGAGUGGAUACCAAUGUGGGCAGCCUAGCCUGGAGCCAGCGACAGAGCUGCAGGAGGAAGCUGAGGCUGGGCUGCUUCCCUGGGGCAAGGGAGGACACCUUCAGACCCAGCUCUGCGAUGCCCUGUUCACUGCCUGCAAGACAGGAGAUGUGCAGACACUGCGGCACCUCCUGGGUGUGCCAGAGAGCAGGGGCCUGCCAGGGGACAGCGAGGGUGGGAAGGAUGCACAGUCUGUGGAUAUGGCCCACUCCCUCCUGAACCAGCCUGUGGAUGAGCGUGGCUGCACCCUGCUUCACGUGGCAGCACGGGCAGGCAAGGCUGAGGCUGUGUGCCUGCUGCUGGAGGCAGGGGCAGACCCUGCCCUCAGGGACAAGCAGGAGAGAACCCCAUACUGUGUCUCUGCUGACAGACUGACACGCAACACCUUCCGCAAGUUCAUGGUGGAGCACCCAGACAAGUACGACUACAGCCGUGCCAAGGUGCCAGGGCCCCUGACACAGGAGAUGGAGGCCAAGAAGCUGGAGAAGAAGCGGGCACAGAAAGCCCAGCGGAAGCAACGGGAGCAAGCACAGCGGGAGGAGCGGCAACGCUGGGAGCAGGAGCAGCAAGAGAAGCAGCGGUUUGCAGCCCUGUCUGACAGGGAGAAGAGAGCCCUGGCUGCUGAACGGAGGUUUGCUGCACAGCUGCAGGACACUGGCACAACUCUUUCCAACAUCAGCCGCUGCUGGCAUUGUGGAGAGUCCCUGCUGGGACGGAUCCCUUUCCAUUACCUCGACUUCUCCUUCUGUUCCACGGCCUGCCUGCAAACCCAUCGCCGGGCCCAGGCUGGCCACACCUGAUGCUGGAGACUGCUGUCAUCUGCCAAGGACCAAUGUGGUGGGGACACAGCUGAGCCCUGGCUGUGCAGCAAGGGAGAGCCUGUGCUCUCAGCCCAGAGGGACUGAGCAAUGGUCAGAGGGACUGAACUGGCCAYGUAACUGUCCAGGGCAGCUCUGGCAAGGCUCUAGGCAUAAAUAUCACUCUGGGUGGAGACUCUGGUGAUGUUAACAGCUGAGAAGUCUCCAUAUCCUGGCAUGAGGGGCCUGGACUGUUUGGCGGCCUGGCUCCGUCUGGGCAUCCUGUUGCCAGCUUUUCUCAUGGCUACCUCACAGGUUGCUGUCUUUAGGCAGGACAGAUCCUGACACGUACAGAGCCUACAGCCCUGAGCUACCUACAGCCAUGCCUGUGGACACCCUUGAGACUGUGCUUUUACCUCUCCUCUCCUGGCUGCCAUUGGCAUCUCAGCCUUGUCACAUUAGCAACUACUUCCUCUGCCUACAUUGUCAAUAAAGAGGUGCCUUGACCCCCCUGAGCAUGG